AUGCAGCCCCUCAUCCAUGCAGGGCUCUGCCUGCUCCUCUCCUGCUGCUUGCAUCCAUGCAAAGGUACAGCAGUGCGUAGGUACACCGACACCAUCACUGUAUCCAAUGGAGGCUCAUGGGGUGAAUGGGGGGAAAAGGAGUUUUGCCCCCGUGGAUUCGCAAAUGGAUUUGCAUUGAAGGUGGAGCCUGAAAAAAGCACUGGGAUAAUAUAUGAUGACACGGCUUUGAAUGGCAUUCGCCUGUACUGCACUGACGGCUCCGUCAUCGAGUCCACGGUGGGGCCGUGGGGCGAUUGGACUGAGGUCCAAAGGUGCACCGAGGGCGACCUGAUCUCCUUCUCGCUGAGAGUGGAACCGUUCCAGGGAUGGGGCGAUGACACGGCGGCCAACAACAUCCAGUUCACAUGCUCAGAUGGGGCCAAGAUGAUGGGCACCUCACUUUCCUGGGGUGAUUUUGGCCCAUGGAGCAAUCGUUGCAGCUCUGGGGGCAUUUGUGGGAUCCAGACGAAGGUGGAGGCAUCCCAGGGAGGUGGGGAUGACACAGCACUCAAUGAUGUGAAGUUCUUCUGCUGCAACUAA
Molecule: messenger RNA, 579 nt
Organism: Emys orbicularis (European pond turtle)
Lineage: Eukaryota; Metazoa; Chordata; Testudines; Emydidae
Product: vitelline membrane outer layer protein 1-like
Exons: 3
Coding region: 1-579 (192 amino acids)
Source: RefSeq, a predicted model, not a curated record